Molecule: messenger RNA, 186 nt
Organism: Brugia malayi
Lineage: Eukaryota; Metazoa; Nematoda; Chromadorea; Rhabditida; Onchocercidae
Gene: Bm250
Exons: 3
Coding region: 1-186 (61 amino acids)
Source: RefSeq, a predicted model, not a curated record
AUGACAUUUCUUAUUUUUGUACUUAUUGCAUCUUUGUUGACAACUUCUAAUGCUAUUAAUAAUCCAAUGCCUUGUGUAAAUGGUUAUUGUCCAGAGAAAUAUGCAUGCAAUGCGACCAUUAAUACAUGUAUUCAAGAUCUUACAGUUACACCUGCAUUACUUUACGAGAAACAUGAGGACAUUUAG